This is a messenger RNA of Penicillium pulvis, 1866 nucleotides long. Its product is annotated as putative MFS multidrug transporter. Gene Ontology annotation, molecular function: transmembrane transporter activity. Lineage: Eukaryota; Fungi; Ascomycota; Eurotiomycetes; Eurotiales; Aspergillaceae. The transcript is spliced from 3 exons. The coding region runs from base 1 to 1866 and encodes 621 amino acids. Gene Ontology annotation, biological process: transmembrane transport. The record is from RefSeq and is a predicted model, not a curated record.
AUGGGGCAUCCUCCACCCGAGCCUGUGGGCCAAUCCCACCCCGACCAUACAGACGUCAUUCGGUCCUCACAACACUCUGAGCUCUCGUCAACAGAUAUACCUAGUGAUAGUGAUAGCGAUGACGAUGAAAGCACCGCUACACCCUUUCUUGACAGUCAGAAUAUUCGUCGCUCUGCACCCGCCCCGAUUCACACAAGCCACCGCCGCUUCCCGUCGAUCGAUGAAAGCGACACAGACCAUGUCACCUUGCCCGCCCCAGAACAAGAGUUAGCAGAAGAGAAGCCGGUGACAUGGAGCUCGCUGCCCAAGAAAGGCCAGUUGGCUAUUUUGACAAUGGCGCGGCUGUCUGAGCCGCUCACCCAGACCUCGCUGCAGGCAUACAUGUUCUAUCAGCUGAAGUCGUUUGACCCGUCGUUACCAGACUCGACCAUCUCGGCGCAGGCUGGUAUGCUACAGGGUAGCUUCACAGCUGCUCAGUUCCUCACUGCUGUAUGGUGGGGUCGGCUGGCCGAUGCAGGAUGGAUGGGCCGCAAGAGAGUUCUCUUGAUCGGCUUGUUUGGUACUUGUAUCUCUGCACUUGGAUUUGGCUUUUCCCGGUCAUUUACUACUGCAAUCAUAUUUCGCACACUGGGUGGUAUGUUGAACAGCAAUCAAGGUGUUAUGCGCACAAUGAUCUCCGAGAUUGUCGUGGAGAAAAAGUACCAAUCACGAGCAUUUUUGCUUCUUCCAAUGUGCUUCAAUAUUGGUGUCAUUAUCGGUCCCGUCUUAGGAGGAACACUGGCAGAUCCUGUCCAGAGUCUGCCCUGGCUUUUUGGCCCGGGUUCCUUAUUUGGGGGUGAAAAUGGAGUAUGGUGGAUGAAGCAUUGGCCGUAUGCCCUGCCGAAUCUACUGAGUGCUUGUUUCAUCUUUAUGUCGUCCCUUGCGAUUUUCUUUGGUCUCGACGAGUCCCAUGAAAUCGCACGUCAUCGCAGAGAUUGGGGCCGCGAACUCGGAAAGAGAAUAGUUCGCGCCUUUGCCAGGCGCCCCUUACACUACAGUCCCCUUACCCGCUCUGGUCAAGAUGCCUCUAUGUAUCUGGACGAAAACACGGAGUGGUCAGCACCAUCGAGUCCAGUUCGUGCACGCUCGCAGCCACCUCAGGUUCCACGUAAACGAGCAGGAUUCCGACAAAUCUUCACACGCAAUGUGGUCUUGACUCUCCUGACCCAUUUUCUGCUCGCAUUCCAUACCAGUGCCUUCAACUCUAUGACCUUCGUGUUCCUACCUACUCCCCGUGCCCCUGAAGACUCCCGCACAGGCUUCUUCCACUUCAGUGGAGGACUAGGUCUGCCAUCUGCCCGAGUAGGCCUUGCCACUGCUAUCAUUGGCUUCAUUGGUCUCCCGCUGCAAAUAUUCUUAUACCCUCGCAUCCAAGGAAAGCUGGGAACACUUACCUCGUUCCGUACCUUCCUUCCUCUUUCGCCCAUUGCGUACUUAUUGAUGCCUUUCCUUGUGGUCCUGCCUCGUGUUCCCUACAUUGUCUGGCCUUCCUUCACCUUUGUCGUGUCUUUGCAAGUCAUUUCCCGCACAUUUGUGCUCCCUGCUGCCAUCAUCCUUGUCAAUAACUGUGUCACUGACUCCACUAUUCUCGGCACGGUGCAUGGUAUUGCGCAAAGUAUCUCUAGUGCUGCUCGUACCUUGGGCCCACUUCUCGGCGGCUGGGGUCUUGGCCUGGGUCUUAUGCACAACAUGGUAGGAGCUAUUUGGUGGGCUUUGGCAGCGGAAGCUCUGAUCGGAUAUAUGGUGCUUUGGACUAUAUAUGAGGGCAAGGGAAUUGAACGACCUAAGCCUGUGGCGGAUGAGGUGGAAGAAGGAGAAGAGCGAUGA